AUGGAUUAUAACGAUAGCGCCGACGCUGGAGGUGGCGGCAACUACCGUGGGGGUCGAGGCGGCCGAGGUCGCGGCGCCCGAGGCCGGGGCGCAAGCACACAGCAGUACGGCGGCAGCGACAUGUCCUACGACGACGCAAGUGCGGACAGCAGCGGCAGCGGAUCGUGGCGAAGCGGCCCCAGCGGCGCGGGCGCCACUCGUGGCGGACGCGGCGGCCGAUCACGCAGCACCAGCACGGGCGGCGGCGACCAGGCCUGGUCGACGACCACCGGUGAUUCCUACGACAACGGCGACGGGUACUCGUCCAACUACCGAGGCCGGGGCGGCACGAGCUAUCGAGGAGGAGGCCGAGGAGGCCGCGGUCGCGGCAGCGAUGACUACUAUGACGCCCCCGCGGGCAGGGACGACGGGUCCUACAGCAGCGGCUACGGUGGCAGCGUGUCUCAGUCGCAGCGGGGAGGACGAGGCGGACGUGGCCGCGGAGGCAGCAGCAGCAACGACGACGACGGCAGCGGCUACGCCGCCACUUCGUAUCAGGGACGCGGUGGCAGCACCUACAGAGGCCGUGGUCGAGGGUCGUACGACAGCGGCGAUGGCGGCGCUGGCGGUGGUGGAAGAGGGACUACCUACCGAGGUCGCGGUGCGGCUCGUGGUGGCAGCACUGACCAGCGAGGCGGCUCCUACCGCGGUCGCGGAGCCGCUGGUGGCGGUCGCGGAGGCCGCAACCUCACCUGGACCAGGCCUGGCCUCGACGACGAGCAACAGCAAGGCGACGCGGACGAAGGGGAGAUGAACGAGGCAGAGGACGAGGGCGCGCCGUUGCAGUUUUCCGUCGACUUCAACCAGAGACGAACGCAGCAGCAGCAGCACAAGAAGCCGGCGUCGGCCGCUGCGGGCGGAAGCGUGUUUGGCUUUCGCGCACGAGGCGGCGGAGACAUGGACAGCGGUUUGGGCGAUGACGAAGACGAGGACGAGGACGACGAGGUGGCGCCGAGCAAGCCGGCUGCCUGGGGCGGUGCCGUGUUCGGUCUCUCGGCUGGCGGAGAUGACGACGACAACAAUGAAGAAGAAGAGGAGGAGGCCGACGAGGAAGAUGAAGAUGACGAAGGAGCUGAUCAAGAGGGAGAUGAAGGUGAAGAUGAGAUCGCCGACGACGAUGGCGACGAGGAAGAUGACCAGUACGAGCCGGACGAAGAGGACGAGGAAGACGAGCCCAGCAUCCCGCCCAUAUCCAUCGCUCCAGCAGCUUCGUCGCGGCGUGGCGGAGUCGCGCCCCUUCAGGCCAAGCCGCCGGCCGCGGCCGCCGCGGCGCGAGGAGGCCGAUCGGUUCCGGCGGCGCGAGGGGGCAUUGCCGCCUUCACGGCUGCUUCGGCUCCCUCGACAGCCCGCUCGGCGAGCACGGUGGCCGUUGCCGCGCCGAUCCCCAGAGCCAUUUCACCCAUGCCCAGGCGGGUGUCGCGACCACGACUGGUGUCUUCGACGCGCCGUCUACCCACCGGCGCCCGGCCACGGUUCACUGAGGAUGACAUGUGGGUCUUCGUUCCCGUGGACGAUGUGACCAUCGGCACCAUUCAAACGAUGUGCUCCAGAGCCGAGAGUGACGAGCGGGAGGGCAGCAGUGCGCUGAGCGUUUUCGAGAUGGUGAGCGGCACCGAAGACGACUCCGUCCCGAGGGUGGACUACAACAAGGCCGUCCGGCGAUUCAAGCGACCCUCCGUCAACCUCCAGCGCGGCGAAACCUUCACCGCCGACGAGAUCCGACCACCACCGGUUCUGCACCGCGUGAUGGAGUACCUGUGCCUGGAAAUCAUGGACAGAACGGACCACCCGUUCCACGACGUCUACGCCUUCGUGAGGGAUCGAACGCGAGCCAUUCGCCAGGAGAUCUCGAUCCAGAAGGUGUUCAAUCCUGUCGGCGUCUACAUGUCGGAGAAGAUCGUCCGCUUCUAUAUCGUGGCCGGACAUCGGCUGGCGGAACAGGACAGGGCUACUUUCGAUGCCUUCCAGAACCAGGAGCAGAUCGACAAGACCCUCGUCAGCUUGAAGGACAUGUACUCUGACCUGUACAAGAAGGGUGUCCUUUGCCCCAACGAAGCCGAAAUGCGUGCCUACUAUGUGUUGCUGGACCUCUCCUCGCCCACGCCGCCCUACUACGACGUGCGGCCCGACAUCUACUCAACGCCCGAGAUGCAGUUCGCCAUCAAGGUGUGGGAAGCGGUCAAGGCGGACGACUGGUACCGCUUCUUCAAGGCCGUGCGGGAGGCCACCUACCUGCAGAGCUGUGUGCUGCACCUCUACUUCAACUCCAUCCGGCAGAGGGCACUCCAGAUCAUGAACCGGGCCUUCAAGUACUACGACCAACACUUUGCGGGUCCCUAUCCAAUCGCUGAUCUCACCAAGGCGCUGGCGUUCGAGGAUGACGCGGAAGCCGAGGAGGUGUGCCGAUUCUACGGCCUGAUCGAUGUCAUGGAGAACACCACCGCAGUUGUGUUCGGAAAAAGAAACCUCGUCGUGCCGAGGGAGGCGCGGCCGCCCAUACGCACGUCGUGGCGGCUAAUCGAGCCCAAGGCUGCGGGCCGCAAGAUCAGCGAAAUCGUGGAGGGUCCCAAGUUCACGGGGGAGAAGCCGGGCGAAGUCGCAGAUGUGGUCUUUGAGGAGGAACCGAUCGAAGAGACGGACGCCGAAACGAUCGACAUCGAGGAGCACGUACCCAAGGUCAUCGCCAUGGGCGCGAGUUUGCGCAACUCUCAAGAAGGAAUCGCUCGGUCCUUUUCACCGUUCAAGUCCGUGGUCGCUCCGUUCAUCACCGCCGAGCCGGAGGAGGACACCGAGGCCGACACCGAACCCGAACCCGAACCGCUGGCCCGGCGAGCGUCGGAGGUGUUCACCGAGACCGAGGACGAGGACGAGCGGGAGCACAAGCUCGAGAUGGUACGCAGCGCGCUGAUCGAGGGCCUGCCGGUGCCCUCGAUCUCCGGCGCGUCGCCCGUCCCGACGGUCUACGUGGCCGAGCGCGGCGGCGCGUCACGGCGUCGUGAGUCCUCCAAGCUGGACUUUACCGGCUUCGGCCUGUCCUCCUCCACGCUCCAACUGCCCGGCAUGGCCAUCAAGGGCGCCAAGCUGCCGCCUGUGCCGCCGCACCCCACGCCCUGGGGUUCGCUGCAGGACCUGCGAUCGGCCAGCCCGCGCAAGGACCAGCAGCAGCAGCAGCAGCGACAACAAGCGGCAGCCGGCGGCGGGGCGCUGCCUUCGAUCACGGUCGCGCCCGAUCGGGAGGAGCCAGAGGAGGCCGGCGGGCUCUUUGGCGGGUUCGGCGUGCCGCUGAUGGUGACGAACGUGAGCGUCAAGUCCAAGGCCCGGGAGCAGGAGGAGCAAGCCGCGGCGGCCCGACUGGAAGAGGAGCAGCGACUGACCCGUCAGCGGGCCAAGGAGGCCGAGGAGCAGCGCGAGGGCGAGCUGCGGCGCAAGCUGCUGCAGGACCGCCGGCAGCGCGAGGAGGAGGGCCUCAUCCGGCAGGCGCGCGAGGAGGCCGAGGCGGAGCGGCGCGAGCGCGAGCGCGCGGAGGCCGCGCGGCGACAGGAGGAGCGCGAGCGGAGGGAACGCGAGGAGCGGCUGCGACGUCAGCGGCAGGAGGAGUGGGAGGCCAAGGUGGAGCACCUCAAGCGCGAGAUCAAGAAGGGGCAGAUCCACUGGCUCUGGGACCGGUGGCGCAAGGCCUACCUCGAGAAGAAGGAGCAGCAGCGCAAGACCGAAGAGGAAAGACAGCGGAAGCUCAAGCUCAAGCAGAAGAUCGAAGGGCUGCUCAGUGCGGCGUCGGCGCCACCUUCGGCCGCGGCGAGACUCAAGCGCGCUGGCUUGUCCCUCGGAGGGUCCCAUCGCAGCUCCGUGACUCUCGGCGCCUCGUCCAUUUCACUGCUCUCCUCGUACCAGAUCGAGAAGCGGUCGAAUCAGCUGCACGACUACCUGCGCAAGGCCAGGGAGGAGGCCCACGUGCAGAUCGAAGGCUACUGGGCGUCGCUCGACCUGCCCCGGCUCGUCUACUCGCCGCUGGCGCACUCGCAUCUCAAGCAACAGCCGCCCAACAGCCAAGCGGCCAAGGACAUUUAUUGGAAGCUCGUUGUGGCGGCCGAGAGUCUGCCCUCGGCGCAGCGCGUCGCCGCGGAGUCCUCGUCGCCGGCGCUGUGGCUCACCGCCAAGCUCACCCGCGCCGGGCUCCCGCUCACCCCGCAAAAGCCAGGAGUACAAACGCUCUCGCUGUACACGGUGGACGGGGUCCAGACGGACGUCGACAACGACGAGGCUCCCGGCGGACGCCACGUCAAGCCCCGGCUGCACGUCUGCGUGACCCUCGUCGACGACUCUGCCCUGAAGACGCCGGCGAUCCGCGAGGAGUGCACGGGCAGUCGCGGCUUCGUGUUCAUGUUGCCGCCCAUGGCCGGCCCCGACGCCAGCAGCUACUGGGCCGGUCAGCGCGCCCGCCUGACCAGCUUCGUCGCUGCGCUACCGCCGCACGGCCGCUCGCCGCUGCUCGUACUCACCACCGACCCCGACUCCAAGGAGACCGUCGACCAGAUCGAGCAGAACCUGCGGCUGUCGCAGCUGCCCGCUCACCUGGUGGGCCACCAUGCCGUCGUGUCGCUGCGGCCCGCCGGGGCCUACCACCACUACUCGAGCGACCAGCUCGCCCGCGGCCUCGGGUGGCUGGCCGCCAAGGCGCCCCGGCAGCCGCUCCUCCUCUCCCUCCCCUUGAAAGACGUGCUCGAAGUCCAGGCCAACCGCCACCUGUCGGCCCUGUUCGCGUACUACUAUCGCCUGAGCCAACAGCAACAGCAGCAUGUGGGGCCACGUGGCCAGGACGAGGCGCUGUUGCGACCGGACGUGAAUUCGCCGGCGUUCCCGCAGGCCGUGACCUUCAUUCAGCAGUGGAACGACCUCGUCACCUACACCGCGCAAGAACUCACCAACGACCAAAUCCAGCAAUUCGCGGGCCAGCGGGACACCGUAGCCGACGACACUACCCCACCAGCGGGGUUCGCGCUUCCUCCCCAGCGACUGGGCGCGCGCGAGACCCCGCUGCCGCCGUUCGGCUGGAACAGCGCCGAGAGCGUGAAGGCCCUCCGCGCCCGUGUCCUCGCCCUCGCCAUCCGCGACUCGGAUGGCCACGUGCUCAUGGAGGAGAUCGCCCAGGCCAUCGCAGCCCAUCGCGCCCAGACCGGCGGGGCGGCCGACGACGACCAGGAGCAGGAGGAGAUGACCGUGGACCACGCCACGGCGACGAAUGACGACACCCGCGACCGCCGCGCGCUGGCGCUGGCGCAGUUGAAGCGGUCGGUCGUGCUCGCGCUCUGGAAGUUCCUCGAUCGGGUGUGCCAGGCGCAGCAGGACGGACUCCGCGCUGACGAAGACCACCACCAGCAACAGCAGCGCAAGCAGAGGGUCUACCUGUUGGCCAAGCAGGUCGAGGAGGUCGUCAGCACGCACCUCAAUCAGCGGGCCGGCGACGAGGGCGGCUUCAUGCCGCUGCCGUGGCACCGCAUCUUCCAGCUGGUGUUCGACUUUUUGGUGGCGGAGCACAUCGAACCCGCGGCGGCGGCGACCGCACCACCGCUGCUGGGCGACAUCGACGACAUCGCAGAACCCAAGGCCACGCCGGACGUCGACAUGGCGAUGCGUGUCCUGCUGCUGCCCUCGUCGCCGCUCUUAGCCACGCUGCCGUCGCAGCCAGCCACCACUGCGGCGACGACCGACGCCAGUUUCGCGUCGCCUGCUGCCGUCAGCAGCAGCAGCCAGGGCUUCAGGCAUCGACGACCACUCGACCUGCCCCCGACGCCCUUAGUGCUCGACGACCGCCGAUCUUCGAUCGAAACGGACCGUCAGACCGUCAGCGCCGCCGCCGCCGCCGCACAACAGCAACCGGUUGCCAAGCUCCGGCUCGACGACGAAAACGCGGCCGAGGUCCGCCCUCCAGCAGCAGCCGCCGCCGCCAGCGAGGAGGCCCGAGAAGACGAGGAGCUGGAGCAGGAGGAGGUGCCCGGGCGCGAGAAGGCCAAGCCACGAGCGCCGGUGGACAGGGGCGCCCUGGGGCUGGUCGACUGGUCGUUCCUGGUGGCGGAGGCGCUCGACAGGGAGGAGACCGGCGAGAAUGCCGUCAGUAGGGGAGUCAAGCGCCGGGCGCCGGACAACGAACGAACGGACACGACGACGACGUUCGAACGAAGCUUCGUGAUCGACGACCUGGGCAGAACGGAGGAGAAGAAGGUGAGAUCCACGCCUGUCAAGAAGAGGCGCUACGUCGUGGAGGAGGACUUGGAAGAUGGGUCGGGUCAGGGCAAGCUGCUGGACUCGUCAUCUGAUCCGCUGAUGUCUUCGCGCGGACUGACGAUCGAUUCGCUGCUGGCCGACCUCGCGGCGGAAGGAGACGAAGAGCGGCGGCUGAAGCAGCUGCUUGGCGGCGUGGACUCCCUAUAA
Acanthamoeba castellanii str. Neff is the source of this 6468-nucleotide messenger RNA. RefSeq names its product SAC3/GANP family protein. The record is from RefSeq and is a predicted model, not a curated record. NCBI's taxonomy places the organism in Eukaryota, Discosea, Longamoebia, Acanthamoebidae. Gene Ontology annotation, cellular component: cytoplasm; nucleus; transcription export complex 2. Gene Ontology annotation, biological process: mRNA export from nucleus. The coding region runs from base 1 to 6468 and encodes 2155 amino acids. The transcript has 23 exons.